CGCUAAUUCGCUACGAAAAGGGCCUGGCAUCAGAUCUCACCAUGGCCUCCACGAUGAAGAUGUUCUCGGGACCUCAAUUGGCCCUUUUCCGGCCUACCUGUUUAUCCACAACUUUUACGGCCUCUCCGCUAUCACGAUGCUUCUCUACGACCUCCCCGGCUCUUGACUGGCUUACUCCGAAAUUCAUGGAAACGUCGAAGUCCCCCAAGGGUCGCCCCCAUGUUGCGACUGGCGGUUCCUCUCGUGGUACAACUGUCGUCUGGGGCGACUACGGCUUGCGUAUGAAGGACCAUGACCGCCGACUGCCGGCUUCGUCACUCAAGAUCGCAGAAGAGACCAUUAAGAGACGUUUAAGAGGAAUGAACUAUACGCUCUACAAGCGUGUGAGCGCCAACAUUGGUGUGUACACGAAGGGUAACGAACAGCGUAUGGGUAAGGGUAAGGGAAAGUUCGACUACUGGACGGCGAAAGUCGGUGUCAGCAGAAUCGUGUUUGAACUGAAGGGCGAUAUUCACGAGAAGGUCGCAAGGGAGGCUUUCAGAUUGGCUGGCCACAAGUUGCCCGGCCUCUGGGAGUUCUGUAAGAAGGGCGACCCCCCUGUUGUCGGCUUGACGAAGCUCGGCAACGGCGUGACUCUGGAGAGUCUGAAGCGCCCCCGCCGGAGUCCAGCCCUGGGCACGGCAAACAUGUCUACGCCACCCAGUUCGACCUCGUCCAGCCCCUCUGCUUCUCAAUAAAUGAAUCGCAUGAAUUCCAUUUGACCGUAAUAGUACAAUAUCUGCGCGCGGCAAAUCCUAAGCUCCAACGCCGGAACCAGGUCCAUAUCCCUGCUGUCUCCUACUCCUCGCUGCUUCUGCAUCGCCAUCUUGGGUUUCGGGCUUGAGGUCUUGUGUAUAUUAUCAUCAGCUUUUGGUUCUUUCUUGAAUGUUUUAUUCCCACAUAUGUCGAUGUCUUAUACACGGAGUUAGAUUGAAGGAAACCAAAAAUCAACUGUACCUUUAUCCACUUCUCCCAUGACACCGCUUUGUCCUGAAAAUCUCCUUGCCCAUUCGGCAUCCUCAUCUUCCACCUUUGAACUGGUAUCCGGGUCCAAGAGACGCAUCAUUUCACUCCUCGUAUGUGGCAUAUUUCCACCUAAUUGCCCAGUUUGCUUCGGCGGUGUCUCCGUGAACUCUCGAAUAGAUUCAUACUGAGUACUCUCACCACCCGGUUCAGUAUCCAUCAGCCUAGUAUCCGACAUAAUCUCCAAGGCCUGGUGUAAUAUACAAUAAAAGAACUUCAAAGUGAAUUCCUGUUACAAAUGUACGUUUAAAA
Molecule: messenger RNA, 1314 nt
Organism: Aspergillus caelatus
Lineage: Eukaryota; Fungi; Ascomycota; Eurotiomycetes; Eurotiales; Aspergillaceae
Product: mitochondrial 54S ribosomal protein uL16m
Exons: 5
Coding region: 42-737 (231 amino acids)
Biological process (GO): mitochondrial translation
Cellular component (GO): mitochondrial large ribosomal subunit; ribosome
Molecular function (GO): structural constituent of ribosome; rRNA binding
Source: RefSeq, a predicted model, not a curated record